AUGGACGAACCGCAAGCGAAACGUGUUCGAUUAAGCUCUCCUGAAAAGUCAGUGACAGAAGUUGCAGCCAGCAAAACUGAUUCGACAGAUCUUUAUUUGGACACGAUUGAUAGACACAUGUUGGAUUUCGACUUUGAAAAGGUCUGCUCAGUCUCUUUAUCACAAAUCAAUGUGUAUGCCUGCUUGACCUGUGGCAAAUACUACCAAGGUCGUGGAAAGUCUUCGCAUGCCUACUUUCACAGCAUGGAUAAAGACCACCAUGUAUUUAUCAACUUACAAACAUUGAAGGUGUAUGUGCUUCCAGAUGGAUACGAGGUCGACAAUGCUUCAUUGAAUGACAUUAAGUAUGUAUUGAACCCCAUUCUGACCAAGGCGCAAGUGCACCAGCUAGAUACAACGCUCAAAAUGUCGUACGACUUGAACAAUAAGAAAUACCUGCCUGGAUUCAUCGGUCUAAACAACGUCAAAGCAAAUGAUUAUGUCAAUGUUGUCAUUCAAGCGUUGGCUCAUAUUCCUUCCAUCAGAGACUACUUUAUACUCGAGGAUUUUGAAAAGAAGGGCUCAUCUCAACUUGUGUGUAGAUUCAGUGCUUUAAUCAGAAAGAUGUGGAAUCCAAAGGCAUUCAAGGGACAAGUGAGUCCUCACGAGCUUUUGCAGGAAAUCUCCAAUGCCAGUCAGAAAAAGUUCAAAUUGACAGAGCAGAGCAAUGCCAUUGAUUUUUUGUCCUGGUUCUUGAAUACGCUCCACAAAGAUUUAGGAGGAACUAGAAAGAAGAACAGCAGCAUCAUUUACAAGAAAUUCCAGGGCGAAGUUAGAGUGGAAUCUCAAGAUUUUGGAUCUGCUGGAGCACCUACUGAGAAAGAGGCAUUGCUAUUAUUCGACGAAGCCAAAGAGAUCAAAUCCGCAACCUCACCUUUCCUGUUUUUAGCUCUCGAUCUGCCCCCAGCACCCUUAUAUCAAGAUGAAAAGGACAAGGAAAUUGUGCCUCAAGUGCCAUUAACGACUAUUCUCGCCAAAUUUGAUGGCCACAAGGUGCAAGAAGUAGCAAAUCAAAUGAAAAGAUACAGCAUCACUCGUUUACCACAAUUCCUCAUUUUCCACAUUAAACGAUUCAACAAAAACAGCUGGACCAGCGAGAAGAAUCCAACCAUUGUCAAUUUUCCCAUCAAAAACUUGGAUGUAUCUAAUUUCACAACAGAUCCAGAUGCUGAAAAACUAGGAGAUCAUUAUGAUUUGUUGGCCAACAUUUGUCAUGAAGGUAAACCUGAUGCAGGCAAAGGAACAUACAAGGUUCAUGUGCGUCAUCGAGGUACGGGUCAAUGGUAUCAAAUUCAAGAUUUGAUUGUAGAGGAAAUCAUGCCGCAAAUGAUUUUUAUGUCGGAAAGUUACAUCCAGAUCUGGGAGAGAAAAAAGAAUACAACAAAAGCAUAA
Mucor velutinosus is the source of this 1431-nucleotide messenger RNA. RefSeq lists its product as uncharacterized. Gene Ontology annotation, biological process: protein deubiquitination; mRNA processing; spliceosomal complex assembly. Gene Ontology annotation, molecular function: zinc ion binding; cysteine-type deubiquitinase activity. The record is from RefSeq and is a predicted model, not a curated record. NCBI's taxonomy places the organism in Eukaryota, Fungi, Mucoromycota, Mucoromycetes, Mucorales, Mucoraceae. Bases 1 to 1431 code for a protein of 476 amino acids. The transcript is spliced from 5 exons.